GGGUUCUCCCGCCAUUGAAAGAAAAUGGCAGCCUUGUGAUCAGACAGCUCAAAAAUUUGCUUUAUACUUAAAAACGCAUGCCAUAUGAACUAGAUAAAGAAAAAGACUUGUUCAUUUGAAAGUUUGGAUAUAUUUUUGAUACUGUUAUUGUUGUGAAACAAGAAGCUCUUCAAAGAAAGACAUUUGCCGUUUUGACACGCUGCAUCAGCCGGCCUCCACAUUGUUUCUUGUGGCGCGAGGACAAAACCAGGAUAAAGAUUCAAGAAUAAAACGACACGAAAGAACUUCAAAAUGCCAAAAGCACCGUUUGAAUUUAGCCCAGGCGAUAAAAUAUUUGCAAAGGUGAAGGGUUAUCCACAUUGGCCGGCAAGGAUUGACAGAGUGUCCACAGAUGCCAAAAUCCCGAAAGGAAAAUUUCCAAUCUUCUUUUAUGGAACAUAUGAGACGUAUUUUCUUGGACCUAAAGACAUAUUCCCAUAUGAGAAAUUCAAAGAAAAGUAUGGGAAGGAAAACAGGAGGCCAGGUUUCAAUGAGGGACUUUGGGAGAUAGAAAACAAUCCUGAUGUAGUAUAUGAUGGUCAAGCUGAAACAGCGGAAGAAGAAGAAGAGGAAGAAGAAGUAGAAAAAGAGGAAGAAGAAGCGGAUGAAACAGAGGAAGAGAAAGAGGAGAAGAAGGCCAAGGCUGAUGAAUCUUCCAGUGAGGAUGAGCCAAUCAAAGCAGCAGUGAAGACCAGGGAGGUGCGAGUUGAGCUCACUGAUAUAAAGAAAAUGGGGACCAAGAAGCAAAUUAAUGCUAAAAGAAAGCGAAAAGAUGAUAAAGGGAAACCAACUAAGAAACCCAGAAGGAAAUCCAAAGCUGAGGUUUCUGAAGAGGAAAGUGAUGAUGCUGAAACAGAUUAUGAUGAAAAGAUGUCAACGUCAUCUGAGGAUUCUGCAGAUUCAGAUUUUGCACCAGAUUUGAAAUCUUCAACCAAAAAAUCCGGUAAGAAAUCUGAAGUGAAAGGAAGACGAAAAUCCAAGAAUGCUGUAAGUUCUGGUAGUGAUAGUGACAGCGAGGCAGAGAAGAAAAAGAGUGACAGUGAUUCCGAAGAAGAGGAGAAAAAAACCAAAUCAAAAUCCAAGAAACAACCCAGUGCAAAGAAAGCUCCAAACAAGAAACCACAGCCCAGUAAGAAGAAAUCUGUCUCAAGUGAUAUUAGUUCAAGUUCAAGCAGUGAUAGUGAGGGUGAAGAUAAAGAUUCUACAAUAAGUGCCUGGAAAAAGAAGGACGAAGAAAGAAAAAAAGCUAUUGAGAUAAAAAUGAAAGAACAAGAAAAGAAAAGAAACCAAGAAGAAGAAGAGAGAAUUAAGAAAGCAGGGGAAGAAUUGAGAAAAGAGAAACAAGCACGAGGAGAAGAUGUUGAUGAAAGCUCAGAUGAUGAAAUGAUUGAAAGCAAGAAAAAGAAAGGCAAAAAGAAAGAAGAUAAAGAGGACACCAAAAAAGAAAAGAAGGCAACAAAAGCAGACACUCCAAAGCAGGCAAAAGAUAAGACCCCUAAAGUUGACAAGAAAGGUUCAAAGGAUCACAAAGAAGAGAAACUUGCCAAAAAGGAGAAGACAAAGUCAUUCAAAGUAAAAGAAAAGGAAGCCCAAAAGCAGAAAGAGGCAGAAAAACCCAAGAGGAAAUCCACUCAGCGUAUUGACAGUGAUAGUGAAGAGUCUCAGCCUGCAUCUAGCACUAAGACAGAAGAAGUAAAGAAUGAAAAAUCUGAGGAUAAACACAAGCACAAAAAUGAGAAGGAUAAAGAAGGGAAGAAGACAGAAAAAGAAAAGAAAGAACGCAAAGAUCCAGACUCUCCAUCUGAACGCAAAAGCAAAGCUGAGAAGAAACAUGAGAAGGAAGAAGAAAAGAAGGAAAGGUUGAAAAGAGAAAAAUAUGAACAAAAGAAAAGAGAAAAGAUAAACUUCCUGAAAGUAGAAAAGCAACUGAUUGAAAUGGAACAAGAAAUAAAAAGAACACUUUCAGUUGGCAAUGCAGAUAUAGAUAAAUGCAUAGCUGUGAUGGAGGAAUUAAAUAACAUGACUAUUGAGCCUGUCAUGCUACAGAAAAAUCCAGCAAUUUUGAAAACUAUUAAGAUGUGUCGGAGAUACAAAGGUGAUUCCAGAGUUCAGAAGAAGUCAGAACUGAUUUAUAAUAGAUUCAAAACAAUGUUUAUGGUUGGAGAAGGAGAAAAUUUUUCAGAGGUUUUCAGAAAGGCUAAAGACAAAUAUCAAAAAGAACAAAAGGAGAGAGAUGCUAAAGAAAAACAAGAAAGAGAAAAUAAAGAAAAUUUCGACAAAGAUAAAGAAAGUCCAGUUGAAAACAAGGAAGACCAGCCAGAUUUACCAUUAACAGAAAGUGUCUCAACUGAGGUCCCUCAGCAACAACAGGAGGAACAACAGCAACAGGAGAACAAAAAUGACAAUAAAAUGGAAGUUACCGAAAACAUGCAACAAAGUAUCCCUGACACUCCAUUGCAUUCACUAAGUGCUUUAGAAAGUAAAAACUCUCAGAGUGAAACAAUAAAGGAAUUCAAAGCUCAAGAUUCAGAGAGUAAGACAGUGAUUCCUGGCCUUGGGGGGACAGAUGAAACAGAUUCCAAAAUGGACACAACAGAAAGCCCUAAAGACACGGGGCCUACAAAACCAUUGGAAUCAGAUUCCAAUAAAAUUACAACUCAGAAUGGGUUAGAACUUGAAUCCAUGGAUGUAGAUCUUACUGCCAGCAUUUUGAAAAGUGUAGAGAAAGAAUCACAAUCUUCGGUGAUGGAAUCGAGUAACUUUGGAUUUUCCCUCCAGCCUAUGCCUGGUCUUUCAUUAGGGCGGCCUGCUACGGAGAAACCAACAGAACAGAGCCGUUCACAGCUUGCUCCCUUGGAUGAGAGGCUAAAACUGUUCUCUACGGAAGUAGAUGCUGUCAAGUUUGAUGAUGAACCUGAAACACCUCCUGAACACCGGGACCUUGAAGCUCGCAUUGCACAAAUUAUCAAAAAUACUGAAGAUGGUGGAGAUGCAGCAGCUACCAGCACUGCUCCUAAGUAUGAAGCACCAGCACCAGUGGCACCCCAACCCGCGCCAGUAGUCCCCAAAGCAGUGGCGCCACCACCCAUUAAACAAACAGUGGCAACAGAAAGUGAAGAUGACCCUCCCAUAGAUGAUGACGAACUAUAUCAAAUGCUCGGAAUAUGACAUGUGUAUAUUUAAAUUGAAUUUCAUUGAGAUUAAUGGCACAUAUUUAAUACAUAAAAUUCUUAAAAGACAUAAGGCUGUGUACAUAUUAGUACUAGCUGAAAGUUGUUUUUGUCCAACAGACAGUCGAUCAUAGAAAAUCUGAAAGACAAAGCUUCUAAACACUGAACAGUAAUGUUGCGCAGAAUUGCCAUGUAUGUCAUUUGAUGCCUUUAUUACCUGUCUGUAUUGGGGGUGAAUGUAAAAUGUAGUCUUAGAUUUAGUUUCGUGAUUGUUUCCUGUCUGGCUAGUUUGCCACUAAUGAUACUUGUGUUCAUUCUUCAAUUGGUCUCAUCUUGAAUCUUUGCCCUGAUUAUCAUUAAAUAUAUCACUGCUUACAAGCUUGACUGUAAUAGUUAGACAAAUCUUAAAUUCUGGUGCGUAAGGGACGGACUUGGCGCUCAAUAUUGAUUUUUUGAUGAAAAUUUUAAUUCAAAUCAACCAGGAGGGUCUUUAUUUUCUCGCAUGCUUAUUAUUGUAUUCAGUUCAGUAGGAAACUUCAAUGCGCCUUGGAAUAAAAAUAAUUGUACAUACUUGCUUCUAAUUUGUGAAGUGCACAAUAUGAAACCAAUUAUACUGUGUAGAAUUUGAUUAAAAAGAGAAUUUUAGUUUUGUAUAAAUCAGUUAACUAGAUCGAUACAAAUCAAAUAAGCUUGUAUGCAAAUGACAGUUAAGUAGCACUUCUCAAAAUGUAUACUGUGUAAGCAUGUAAAUUGUUAGCAUGGUAUAGAUAAAACAGUUGUAUUAAUCAAUUGGCAUUUUCAAUAAUAAAUGCCCAUGAGAAAUUCUCUGAA
Messenger RNA from Lingula anatina, 4040 nucleotides. RefSeq lists its product as uncharacterized. The record is from RefSeq and is a predicted model, not a curated record. Lineage: Eukaryota; Metazoa; Brachiopoda; Lingulata; Lingulida; Lingulidae.